AUGGCACGAUCGAGAUCCGGCUCUCGUCAUACCAAUGGUUCCCGCGGCACCCAGCUCGUCGCGAACGGGAACGGCCCCAACGGGGCCCCCGCCCCCAGCAUCCAACCAGCCGCCUCCGCCAGGUCGGGGGAGGAUCUGAGGGCCCAGCUCACCACCCACCGUAGCAGUGGUGCAUUGCCACCACCCCCUGUUGCCCCCGCUCCGGCUCGCGCGCUCAUCCAGGAGGGGGUGGCGGUCUUCGAACAAGCCUCCACGGCGCUGGCGCGCGUCGCGGCGAGCCUUCGGGCAGAGGAACAAGCCGAACUAGGCGCCACCCGAGGGGCGCCGGCGUCACCUCCACCUCCUCCCACCCGGGGGAGCAGCGGUCCAAGCACCCGGCCACCCCAGGUACCUAUCACCCAGGGGGAGGUCAACUCGCCUCGACCAUCGGAGAGGCGGGGAGGAGGGGACUCCCGCCGAGGCCGCCAGCGCGACGACGAUGGAAGGGCACCAACCCAAACUAGGCCCGCCCUGGAGAGGUUGGGCGAUCACGUGUCGGCCCGGGACAGGCUGGGUCCGAGGCCAGCCAACGGUUCCCGCGGCACCCAACUCGUCGCGAACGGGAACGGUCCCAACAGGGCCCCCGCCCCCAGCAUCCAACCGGCCGCCUCCACCAGGUCGAGGGAGGAUCUGAGGACUCAGCUCACCAACCACCGUGGCAGUGGGGCACCGUCACCACCCCCUGUCGCCCCUGCUCCGGCUCGCGCACUCAUCCAGGAGGGGGUGGCGGUCUUUGAACAAGACUCCACGGCGUUGGCGCGCGUCGCGGCGGGCCUUCGGGCAGAGGAACAAGCCGACCUAAGCGCCACCCGAGGGCGCAGCGGUCCAAGCACCCGGCCACCCCAGGCACCUAUCACCCAGGGGGAGGUCAACUCGCCUCGACCAUCGGAGAGGCGGGGAGGAGGGGACUCCCGCCGAGGCCGCCAGCGCGACGGCGAUGGAAGAGCACCAACCCAAACUAGGCCCGCCCUGGAGAGGUUGGGCGAUCACGUGUCGGCCUGGGACAGGCUGGGUCCGAGGCCAGCAAACGGGCCACCGGCGGAGGAAUCAUGCUCCCGCCGGCCACUGCGACAAGAAUCGGCCACUCGGAGGUCGCUGAGCCAUGGGCCACGCGCCCAGCCGCGACACGAGGCAGCUUCGCGUGGGUCCGCAGGGCGGGUUCCCCGACCCCACCCGCGACGUGAGCAGGCCUCCCGGGUCGAGCGAUCGGGUGAAACGAAUGAUAGAGCUCCGAGCUCCCAUCGGGUAGAGGUCGAGCAGCUGCGGAGGAGGAUGGACGAGCUCUAG
Ipomoea nil (Japanese morning glory) is the source of this 1326-nucleotide messenger RNA. Its product is annotated as translation initiation factor IF-2-like. The record is from RefSeq and is a predicted model, not a curated record. The transcript has a single exon. Lineage: Eukaryota; Viridiplantae; Streptophyta; Magnoliopsida; Solanales; Convolvulaceae. Bases 1 to 1326 code for a protein of 441 amino acids.